Setaria italica (foxtail millet) is the source of this 2925-nucleotide messenger RNA. Its product is annotated as protein CHROMATIN REMODELING 35. Lineage: Eukaryota; Viridiplantae; Streptophyta; Magnoliopsida; Poales; Poaceae. Gene Ontology annotation, biological process: gene silencing by siRNA-directed DNA methylation. The record is from RefSeq and is a predicted model, not a curated record. The transcript has 7 exons. The coding region runs from base 1 to 2745 and encodes 914 amino acids. Gene Ontology annotation, molecular function: ATP binding; ATP-dependent chromatin remodeler activity.
AUGGCGGCAGGUUCCGCCGACGGCCCGGCGGACCGCUCACCGUCGUGUUCCCCUUCUCCAUGGAUGGAUCCUGCUGGCUUCAAAAGGCAGAAACGUGGCAAUGAGCCUAGCUCACCAGGGACCCAGUCCCAGUCAGACAUCUUCCUUCAUAAUAGAUGUCUUCGUCUUCAGUUUCUUGAGCAACUCAGAGAAUUGAAAACUGGGAGUUUCGAUCUGAAGGCAAUCAACACCAAACGGCGUGAACUUAUUGGCAUCAUAGAAAGGCUACAGCAAGUACCUAUCCAACAGCUUUAUGCCAGCCCAGUGCCUAAACCAUCAGAUUCAACACCACAUAAUUUUGGGCAAAUUGGGAGAAAUUAUAGCUCCAAUAAUGUUAUCGACUUGGAUGCAGACAAAGACAAUUUUAAAUACCAUACCCAAGCUAAUGUAGGCAACAUUAGUGCUGACUCAACAAUUUCAGCAGUUGAUUCUAAUGACAAGGACAGGGUUAAAUCCUUUGGACAUGAGAAUUCAUCUCCUAAUCAAAAUGCUAAUUAUAUCGGGCAGCACCUGCUGCUUGAGCAGCCUGUCAGACAUCAGGAAAUCAUCAAGUUGGAUAAUUGCAGUAGCAGUACUGAACCACAGGUUAAGAAAGUGAAGGGUGGCAUGGACACUGACAACGGUUCUGUUGAGGACGAUCUUGAAGAGAAAGGAAAGGUUGGAAGAACAUUAGAUAAAUAUGUCGGUUCCUACAAAGUACCUUGUGAAAUUGUACAAAAUGAACUACAGAGCAACGAGAGUAAUCAUCAUGAGAAAGACAGCCCGGUUGAUGAGCUGGAUGAUCUUUGGAUGGGCAUGUCAGUUGCACUGGCAUGUUCAGAGCAGAUCAAUCAAGUCGGUCAGAAUAUAGUUCCAAUAGAGAGUAACCGUGAGGAAACAGAGGAUGCAUGUAACCAUGACUUCCUGAUGAAAGAUGAUUUGGGCAUUGUGUGCCGUAUUUGUGGUCUGAUUCAAAAGCGCAUCGAAAGUAUUUUUGAGCAUUCAUGGAAAAAGUGCAAGCAGACGUACAGAACAUACCCAGCAAAACACAGAAAAUCUAGUGAUCCAGAUUCAACUGAGAAUCCUUUAGGUACUAAUCUCAAUGUGGUUCCUGAUGCUCUGUCAAUCCAUCCUCAACAUUCACAACAGAUGAAACCUCACCAAGUGGAAGGUUUCAAUUUCCUGAUCAAGAAUCUAGCAGAUCAGAACAAUCCAGGAGGGUGUAUUCUAGCACAUGCGCCUGGUUCUGGAAAGACCUUUCUGCUGAUCAGUUUUGUCCACAGCUUUCUGGCCAGGUACCCUGCUGGGAGGCCAUUGAUUAUGCUUCCAAAGGGUAUCUUGGGGACAUGGAAAAGUGAGUUUCUCCGCUGGCAAGUUGAGAACAUUCCUCUGUAUGACUUUUACUCCUCCAAAGCUAAUAGCCGGUCUGAGCAGUGUAAAAUUUUGAAAUUGUGGGAAGAAAACAGAAGCAUAUUGCUGCUUGGCUAUCAGCAAUUUGCACACAUAAUUUCGGAUGACUCUUCUGAUAGAGAAACAUUAGUGUGCAGAGAGAAGCUGCUGAGGGUCCCUAGCCUUGUAAUUCUAGACGAAGGCCACACCUCGAGAAACGACCAAACAGACUUGCUCAGUGCACUUGAAACUAUCCAAACUCCUCGAAAAGUGGUGCUCACAGGAACCUUGUUCCAGAACCACGUAAGUGAGAGAUCCCGUGCAAUCAUGAAGCGUAUACUGACAAAGGUGGACAUGGUACGGACGAGUGUGCGAUCGAAAACCAUAUCUGAAAAGGUUUUCUAUGAGUUGAUUGAGGAGAACCUUCAGAAGGAUUCAAAAACAAUGAGAGUGAUGAUUAUUCAGAAUCUACGCGAGCUAACUGAGAACAUACUCCACUAUUACCAAGGUGAGAUCUUGAAGGAGCUCCCUGGACUCGUGGAUUUCACAGUUUUCCUAAAUAUGAGUACCAAACAGGAAGAUGUCGUCAAGGAUUUGGUAGGAUUGAAAAGAUUUGAAGCACAUGCAAAAUGCAAUGCUGUUUCUCUUCAUCCAUGCUUAAAAGAUGUCAAGAAUGUUGACAAGAAAAAUAGAAACAUCAGCAAAAGGAAGAUGGAUUCAAUCGUACACGGAAUUGACAUCAAUGAUGGGGUGAAGGCAAGGUUCAUAUACAAUCUGUUGUCUCUUUCAGAAGCCGCAGGAGAGAAGGUACUUGUGUUCAGCCAGUAUGUGCGCUCUCUUGAUUUCUUGGAAAUGCUGUUCACCAAAAUGAAAGGAUGGAAGGCAGGAGUUAACACUUUCCUGAUGGAUGGCGGUUUAACUCAAGAGCAGCGAGAGCAAGCAGUUGAGAGAUUCAACAACUCACCGGAAGCUAAAGUCUUCUUAGGCUCCAUCAAGGCGUGCGGGGAGGGGAUCUCCCUUGUUGGUGCAUCUCGUGUUGUCAUUUUGGAUGUCCAUGAGAAUCCUGCUGUGAUGCGGCAGGCAAUCGGACGGGCAUUUAGACCAGGGCAGUCUAAAAUGGUGUACUGUUACCGCCUCAUUGCUGCUGGCACAUUAGAGGAAGCGGAUCACCACACUGCCUUCAAGAAAGAGCAAGUAUCGAAGCUGUGGUUUGAGUGGGAUGAGCUUUGCAACAAUGAGGAUUUUGAGCUCACCAAGGUUGAUGUUUCAGACUGCAAGGACAGGUUUCUUGAAAGCUCUGCACUUCAAGAAGAUAUCAAAUCCCUAUUUAAGAGGUGAAUGCGUGCGUUGGAUGCUGACAAAGCGACAAGGAGGCUUCACAGUAGCAGUGGACGAGCUAGCUAGGAAAGGGAAGCGAAGCAAGUUUUAUUUGAUGCUUCUUGCAGUGUUAGGCAAAUCCGGUGCAGUGUGUUUGUAUAAAGUUCUACGAGUAUCUUACAGUAGAAGCGUUAACACCAG